Molecule: messenger RNA, 1563 nt
Organism: Anopheles maculipalpis
Lineage: Eukaryota; Metazoa; Arthropoda; Insecta; Diptera; Culicidae
Gene: dpr7
Exons: 7
Coding region: 28-1563 (511 amino acids)
Biological process (GO): synapse organization
Cellular component (GO): neuron projection membrane
Source: RefSeq, a predicted model, not a curated record
UGCAACAGGAAACGAUUUGCCACCAUCAUGCUAAUGGCGCCUAUGAUGGCGCUAAAGGGCAACAGAUUGCGGGGCCGUCGGGGGCCGGCCAGCGUAAGGAGGUGCGGUUGCGGUGGCCAAAGUAUGGUCGGCAGUGACUGCAAUCCGUUCAUUUCCACACCAUCGGCCGUAUUUUCGCGAACUUUGCUCGUUACCUUUCUGCUGAUGACGUUCAAUGUGAACGUGUGCCAGGUGGUACAGGCCGCGGCUAGUGCCAGUGCGAGUGCCAGUGCAAGUGCGAGUGCAGCCGCCGGAAUUGAGCGACGACCGACCGGGGAUCUACAGCGGCCCGAUGGCCUUAAAAUGCAUCACUACGGAAUUACGUCAGCAGCGUCCUCGGCCUCGCUGCACCACGCCAACGGUGCUGGAACGUCAACGGCCGCAUCAUCCGCAGCGUCCGCAGCAGCCCUAGUCGCCGGGGGACUCUCGUCACCGUCGUCCUCGCUGACAGGAGCGGCGGAAAAGCCCUACUUUGACGAUGUCAACUCGCGCAACGUAACGACCGUCGUGGACGACACGGCGAUUCUGAAAUGUCGCGUGAAGCACAAAGGCGAUAGAACGGUGUCCUGGAUGCGCAAGCGGGACCUGCACAUAUUGACAUCGAACAUCUACACCUACACGGGUGAUCAGCGCUUCUCCGUAAUCCAUCCGCCCGACUCGGACGACUGGGAUCUGAAAAUUGAGUAUGCACAGCAGAAAGAUAGCGGAAUUUAUGAGUGUCAGGUGAACACCGAGCCGAAAAUAAAUCUCGCCGUUUAUCUGGACGUCACAGAUGAACGAGAGUUUGCCCAAGAUUUCUCCAAGUAUGGUCCAAACACUGGAGGAAAGCACUUUAUCGGUGCCAUUGGACUAGAUUUUCUCUCAACAGCCGCCCGUGCUAAGAUAAUCGGCUCCCAGGAGGUGCACGUCAAGAAGGGCAGCACCAUCUCGCUGUCGUGUGUUGUGAAUGUCCAUGCAUCGUCCAUCUCAUGGUACCAUGGAGUAUCGAUCGUUGACUUUGAUUCGGCCCGCGGUGGAAUCAGCCUGGAGACGGAAAAGACGGAAGGUGGCACAAGCAGUCGCCUCAUGCUUACCCGGGCCACGCUACGCGACUCGGGCAAUUACACCUGCGUCCCGACCGGAGCGAUAUCCGCCAGUGUACAGGUUCACGUUUUAAACGGUGAACAUCCGGCUGCAAUGCAGACGAGCAGUGGCGUUCCGUGUCCGACGCAUCAAGCACUUAUCCUUCUCUUUGUAUCAUUGAAUAGUUGUAACGUUAGUAAAUUAAUCUUCUUCAUAUCAAACCUGCUCGAAACGGUACGUUUCCUGCUCACUACAACGAUCGCCAACUUCCUUGUCCACAUCCGUCGACUAGCAGCUCUUUCGUUCGGAGCAAUACGACACUCUAAGGCAACCGGUUACGUUCUGCUGACACUGGCUUCGAUCGGCACCCAUCUGCGGAUUGCAGUACCGGCGCGAAGUACAGCGCCCCGACCAUGUCCCGAGUCGCAAGAUCUGGCCUCCGUGCGUACCCAGUCGAGAUGA